AUGGUUACCAUUUUGGUUAAAGACAUUACAAUUGUCAAUGUCUAUAAUCAACCGAAACCAUCCAAGAAAUACCCUGAGCCACCGGUUUUUGAGUUUCUCAAACGGGAGAUCAAGGAACAAUACUCAAAGAUUGUCAUUGCAGGUGAUUAUAACUUACAUCACAAGGAAUGGGAGUCAAGGGCAGGUCCGAAUACGGAAGCAGAUGAAGUUGUUGAGUGGCUACAUGAAAAUGAUAUGAUGUUAAUUACUCCAAGAAAUCAAAAAACAUACAACAAUAGAACCAAUAUUGAUUUGGUUUAUGGCUCAGUGGACUUACUUCAUAGAAUUUCAUUUAGUGGAGUGGAUGAAAAUACACUAAGUGAUCACUCAAUUGUGGAGUGGGACAUCUAUAUGUCUCAGAGUAAAAACGGGGAUGAAGUUUUUACUUCGGUGAAGAGAUUGAAUAUUAAGAAUGCAGAUUGGGAAAAGUUUGACAAGGAGCUUUCUUCUGCCAUUAAAGAUUUUAAUGUGCAUAACAAAACUCUAAAAUCAACUGACCAAAUUGAUGACCAAGCUAAAGUUCUUGAGGAGGUUGUAAAAAGAGCAAUGGCAAAGUCGAUGAAGGAAGUUAAGGUGAUGAAAAAAAAGUCCAAACGCUAUUGGAAUCAAGAAUUAAGGGAGAAGUUAGAAAAAGCGCUAGAAGCUAAGAGGGAAGCCCGUCAAAGGCAACCUUCUUUGGCUUUGAAACGACAAAAAAUUGAAGAGGCGAAAAAAGCUAGAAAAAUUUUUGACCACAGUUUGCGUGAAGCAAGUACUGAGCAAUGGAAUAAAUAUUUGUCUAGUUUAGAAGGAAAUGACAUUUGGAAGAUUUUGAAGUAUAUUAAUCCAAAAAGCAAUGAUACCAUUAUACCACAAAUUAGAAAAGAAGAUGGAACUCUCACUACUACUGUUGACGAAAAAAAGACAUGA
This is a messenger RNA of Magnusiomyces paraingens, 948 nucleotides long. RefSeq lists its product as uncharacterized. Gene Ontology annotation, molecular function: catalytic activity. The record is from RefSeq and is a predicted model, not a curated record. Bases 1 to 948 code for a protein of 315 amino acids. NCBI's taxonomy places the organism in Eukaryota, Fungi, Ascomycota, Dipodascomycetes, Dipodascales, Dipodascaceae. The transcript has a single exon.